CAACAUCAGGGAAGACAGUAGGGGGUAUGCAGGUUGCUUCGACACCUAUUGACAUUCAGGAGCUUGAACGAGAUCUAGCAUUACAUCCAGACAGAGACUUUGUUUCUUACCUUUUAACUGGUUUACGGUCGGGUUUCCACACCGGAAUUACUUCUCUCCCUAGAAACUCCAUUGAGUGUGCCAAUUUGCUGUCCGCUAGGAAUCAGUCUGACGUUGUGAAGGAACUGAUAGGAUCAGAGCUUGACAAAGGUUUUCUGAUAGGACCUUACCGUGAGUGCCCUUUCGACACUUACAGGAUAAAUCCUAUAGGCAUAGCGGAGAGCAAAUAUUCUAGGAAAAAACGUUUAAUCGUUGAUUUGUCUUCUCCACACAACAAUGAUGAUAACCCGAGUUUAAACGACUUAAUCAACAAAGAUGAGUUUUCUCUGCAAUAUGUGACUGUCGAUGACGCUAUCAAUAUCAUUAAGCGAUUUGGUAAAGGCAGCUAUUUAUGUAAGACAGAUAUCUCCGACGCCUUUAAGCUAAUACCCAUUCACCCAUCUCUGUGGCCUUUCCAUGGUAUCAAAUGGGAUGGUUUGUAUUAUUUCUAUACUCGACUGGUGUUUGGAAGUAGAUCGAGUCCCAAGAUUUUUGACUGUUUAUCACAAGCUGUGUGUUGGAUAGCAGUUCACCGAUAUAACAUUCCGAAUAUCCUUCACCUGCUAGAUGAUUUCCUAACUGUGGAUCCACCAAACUUUCACCAAGCCACCAGUACCAUGGAGAAACUUAUGUGUUUGUUCGAAUCGUUAGGUAUUCCCAUUGCUCAACAUAAGACGGUGGGGCCGUCACUAUGUUUAGAUUAUUUGGGAGUUACCCUGGAUUGUGAUCUCAUGCAGGCAAGACUACCCGGAGAAAAGAUUUUCAGAAUUUGUGAGAUAUUAACUGAGUUUAAAGACAAAAAAUGUUGUACUAAACGUGAACUCCUCAGCUUACUUGGACAUUUAAAUUUUGCGAGUAGAGUUAUUCCACAUGGUCGUUCAUUUGUGUCAUAUCUCAUCAGCUUAUCUACCAAAGUCAGAGAAUUACAUCAUCACGUCAAGUUAACUGAGUCAUGUAGACUGGACUUAAAUAUGUGGCUCCUGUUUCUCUCGCGGUGGAAUGGGAUUUCAUUUUUUCUCAACGACAAUGUUACACAGGCGGCUCACAUGCACUUAUUUACUGAUGCGACAGAUCGUGCUUUCGGAGGGAUUUUUGGUAAUAAGUGGUUUCAAGGGACGUUCCCCUUGGAGUUAUACGAGGGAAAGGAUAAGAUCUCCAUGGCUUUCUGUGAAUUGUUCCCCAUUGUGAUUGCAUGUGUGUUAUGGGGCAAAGGAUGGUCAAGGAAAAGGAUUUUAUUUCAUUGUGACAAUAUGGCAACUGUGGACAUUAUAAAUAAAGGACGUUCCAAAGUAGAGCUGAUUAUGAAUUUAAUGAGGAAGUUGACAUUUUGUUCAAUGUCUAACAAUUUCAUUGUUCAUGCAAGACAUAUUCCAGGCAUAGAUAAUUCUAUAGCGGAUGCUAUUUCUCGUUUCCAGAUGGAGAAGUUUCGUCAUCUCGCCCCACAUGCAGAUCCAUUUCCAACACUGUGUCCUCCACUUUCCAGCCUGAUGUUGUUCGGGAAAAGCAAAUGAACAAACUGUGGGAUUUAGCGGUCAGUCCUGGGACAGCUUCUACUUAUUUAGUAGCCAUUCAACAUUUGUUACGUUUCAUCACAAUGUGUGGUAUAGUGUGUGGUGCAGGACAAUUACCACCAAUAUCAGAAGAUUUGUUGAUGCAUUUUGUAUCACAUUGUCAUAAUAGUUUGAACUUGACAUUUGCUACAAUCAAGCUGUAUUUAGCGGGGAUACGGUUUCAUUAUUUGAAAGCUGGUUACAGUAAUCCUUUCGCUAAUACGGAAAGACUAUCUUAUAUCUUACGAGGUAUUAAAAAGAGUCAGCAAGGAAGUGUUUCAAUUAAGAGAUUGCCUAUUACUUUUGACAUUCUCGAUCGCAUGUGUAGAUUAUUACAGAGUGGUGUUUUCUCCAAAGAUUUAGACUUAUUAUUAUUAUGUGCAUGUCAGAUGGCUUUCUUUGGGUUUUUAAGAUGUGGUGAAUUUACUGUUAAAUGUAAGUCCAAGAUCCAAGACGUCCUGUGUAUUAAAGAUAUUGUGGUAGCAGACGAUCACAAAAGCUACUCAUUGUUUUUGAAGGUCUCUAAAACUGAUCCUUUUAGACAUGGCGUACGGAUUGCCAUUUUUAGUAAUACUGUGUUGUGUCCGGUCAUCACCAUGAAACAUUUCUUACAAAUGAGAUUCAAUCAAGGAGCUACAGUUUCGUGUCCUUUGUUUGCUGAAAGGAAUGGGUGUAUUCUCACCCGGGAACAAUUUAUUUCCUACCUGAGGCAUAUACUUGCAAGAUUAGGUAUUGAUAGCUCAAGUUAUAGUGGUCAUUCAUUUAGAAUAGGUGCAGCAACUUCUGCAGCAGCAGCAGGAGUCGAGGACCAUCUUAUUCAAACCUUAGGACGAUGGUCAUCCAAUUGUUUCACUCGUUAUAUCAGAACUUCGUCCAUUGUUUUAGGUGAUGCCCAGCUGCGCAUGUGUGAUAGGAAGUAGUUAUAUAUAUAUAGAUGCUGUUUCCACAUUUCUACCAUAGGCUUGGUCUUACUUUAAUUUCUUGGGGGCUCUCUUUUUUGGUAACUUGUGUCACCAUUUCAAUCGAUUUGGCCUUUAAAAUUCAAUAUUUGCUGAAUUUUUAUCCCCCAAUUCAUUUUUGAGGGUUAAUUUAAGCUAUCAUGUUCUUUUUCAUUAUUUAACUUUUAUGGAUACACCUGCCGGGCUCUCCCCAGGUGCUACUUCUGACCUCCUGGGCUAACCUAUAGUGCUGGUACUAUAAACCCCAGGCAGAAUGUUAGUUUUUACAGAGUAGCCCCUAAGAAUGCCAAAAUAUAGUUAGUUAGUUUCGGUUCAUUAAUAAAUCCAAUUAACCUUA
Molecule: messenger RNA, 2984 nt
Organism: Pecten maximus
Lineage: Eukaryota; Metazoa; Mollusca; Bivalvia; Pectinida; Pectinidae
Exons: 2
Coding region: 27-1649 (540 amino acids)
Source: RefSeq, a predicted model, not a curated record